UUUACACUUUUGAACUUCCGAAUGUUGUCUUCCCAGUCUUGGCUUUCUCUGCGCCAAAACCUGAUGAUACAUACAAACCUUUUAUAACCUUGAUAAGAGCUUGGCCCAAUGGGAAUGGGGCGACGGGAAUACAGUCCCGGCGCGAGCCCCCUGCGGUCGCCGUUAUUACUGGACCCGUUCGCGAAUGCGUCUCUGGCAGCAUCAGCCGCAGAUAGAGAGAGUCGAGGAUGCGCGCGCCUGGCAAAGGACUUCUUACAUCAACUCGCCCUGGCGGGUCCGCUGGGGGUCAACCUGGUGGCUGCAAACUCGGCUGCGAUCAUUAAUCUGCUGUUCGUGGCGCGCGGCGGGACUGUACAACUCGCAGCUGCUGCUAUUGGCAACAAUGUGGCGGUCAUGCUGGGCCGCCUAGUGCUUCUGGGCCUGUGCGGGGCGCUUGACACGCUAGCCGCGCAGGCUUGGGGCGCAGGCAAGGAGGGCCGACUGCCGCUGCUUCUGCAGCGCACGGUCCUCUUCCUGUGGAUGCAUUGCGCCGCCAUCAGUGCGGCCAUGCUGGCGCUGCCCAGCGGUCUGGCGGCUCUGGGUCAGGACGCGGAGCUGAGCAGCAUGGUGCGCACCUACAUCCUGGCGCUGCUGCCGUCCGUGUGGCUGGAGGCAGUCACCAGACCCAUCACUCGUGUACUCGUGGCGCGCGGCAUAGCCAGCCCGCAGAUGUACAUUGCGCUGGUGGGCCUCCCGCUCAAUAUUGCCACCAACUACGCACUGGUGGUUGCGGCCCGCUGGGAGUAUGUGGGCGCGGCUGCCGCUACGUCCGCGUCUGCAGGGUACGACCUGCUGUUGCUGCUGGGGUAUGUGAUGUUCUCCGGCCAGUGGAGCGGCGUCAUUGGGACGCCCACGCGCAGGGCAUUCAAGGGCUGGCGGCAGCUGGUGCGGCUGGCCUACCCCGCCGCCAGCAUGAAGUGCGCCGAGAGCUGGGCCUUCACCAUUAUGACCCUGGCCGCCUCGCUACUGCCCAGCGGCUGUACCGCAACGGCGGCAGUGGGCGUUUCGUACAACGUGUACGGCGUGCUGUUCAUCGCCUUCGUGGCGUGCAGCACCGCCGCCUGCGUGACUGUGGGCAACCGGCUGGGCGCAGGUGACGCGACGGGAGCCAAGUUUGCUGCAGCCGCCUCGUUGCUGAUUGUACCCCUGGCCUGGGGCGCCGCUGCGGUGGCACUACUGCUGCCCGCGUGUCAGACUUUCAUCAUCAACAUGUUUGUCACCAGCGGGGGUCCCGCUGUGGGCGGCGGCAGUGACGUGCCAGUGCCGGACCCCGGUGGCCUGUCUCCCGACGGCGGCGAGGAGGCCCUGCGGCUGGUGCUGCGGCACAUGUUCGUCAUCGUGGCGGGUCUGGUGCUGCUGGACGGAGUGCAGACCAUCCUGUCCGGCGUCAUUCAGGGCUGCGGCCAGCAGCGCGCGGGCGCCCUGGUGAACCUGGUGGCCUUCUGCGUGUUCGCGGUGCCGCUUGCGCUAGGGCUGGCCUUCCGCGUGCAGCUGCCGGGGUCGGAGCCGGCGGACGCGGCCUGGUGGGGCCAUCUGCUGCCGCCGGGUCUGCGCGGCGUGGUGGUGGGCAUGGGCAUGGGCCCUGAGGGCCUGUACCUGGGCAUGAUAGCUGGCCCCAUCAUCCAGACAGUCUGCUACACGUACAUCCUGCUGCGCACCAACUGGCAGAAGGCCAGCGAGCAGGCCAUGUACGCGGCCAUGCAGCAGUCCACAACCUCGCUGGCGGGAUUGCUCGCCUCAAGCAUGAGGCGUCUUGACCCUGGCGCACUGGCAGGGCCGCCGCUAGUCCGCGCAACAAGCAACGGUAGUGCGGUGAUUCCGGGGACGUUGCCAUGGCUGAUGCCGGUGAUUGAGGAGCACAGCGGCGAGGGACGCGACAGCAGUGACGGGCAGCUGGGCAACCGUCUGGGCAGGGGCCCCAACGGCGAGCGCCCGGGCGACUCCAGGGCAGACAUCCUGGCAGGCAUUGGGCUGGAGAACUGGAGCCCUGUCCGCACGCCUCUGGUGGGCUCCGCUGGUGAAACGCUUCUGGGCAACAGCCCGCCGACAUUCGGGGCAGGGGCUUUGAUUGCAGCAGGCGCUGGCGGCCUGGGCGCGGCGGCUGUCUUUGGAGCGUCGCCUCCUCGGCCGGGGCCUGGUGCGGCGGUUCAGGCAGCCCACAGGAUGGCGCAUGCUCGCCACUUGGCCACAACGGCGGGCCAGCGGCCGGCGUCUGCGGUGGUUGUCACAGCGAGCAGCGGCACUAGAGCAGUAGUGACAGGCUGGCCUUCAGUUAUGCCGGAGGCUGCUGUCAGCGACCUUUCGCCGGGCCAGGCUGCCCGCUCGCAUGCGCUGAUACUGGAACAUGGCUCCCCGCCGCGUGCUGUGCCGGGUUGCUGCCCGCUCGCCUCAACCCUUGACCCCAACACAACAGCCGUCAUGUCAGCGCCAUCCGCGGGGCUGUCCACCGUCAGUACGCCUGCGGUCCUGCUGCUGCUGCCGCCCGGUUCCGUGCAGUCACGCGCCUCGGGGCUUGCAUCUGCCAACACUAGCGCCGGCAACACGGCGCACGGCGGCGGCUGCUACAGCCCUCCAACACCACCUGCCGCCAAGAUCAAUGUAACCAAGUUACAUGCCCCCGGCGAGCUGGACUUUGAGACGUUUGAACCGUCAGGAGCGUUGAAUUGCACACCAGCCGACGCUGGGGCCACCGGUUUGGUGGCGGCGGCGGGGCCAGCUCCUGCACGACCGGUGGCAGCGUCCUCAGCUCGCUCACUGCUCGGGGCGCUGCUGCCUGCGGCAGCGGUAGCAGCGCCUGCGUCGGUGCCUCUACCUGCUGUGCCAGGGCAGGUCGAGGCGCCUGCUCUACUCUCAGCCGCGGCCGUGCCAGUCGCCGCUGGCUGGUUUAAUUUUGGCUGGAGCCGUGGCAGUGGAAUUGUGGCUGAACCCAUUAAGGGUGGCCCGCCUAUUGCCGCAACAGCGGACGGAGAUGAGUUGCCAUUGCAGCUGCCAGGGCUGCCUGCGCGUACCAAUGCCAGCGGGUCGCCUGCGCUUACGGACGCUAUUGCAGCAGCAACCGGCGGUGCUGGGACGGUUCUGGGCGCAGCCGCAGGGCAUCCGCGCUCGGUUGCGGCUGUGACUAUGCCGUCACAAGGCGGUUGCACGCCGGCGCAGCCCGUGAGCCGCCAUAACCGUGCAAUAGCUGGCAGUUGUUUGUCUGGCCCUAGCAGCGCCAGCAGCAGCGCGAGCGGCCUUGUUGGCGCCGCCGACUGCGGCAGUGACGGCAACGGUGCAGCUGCCGUCAUCACCAGCGGCAUGGGUGACGCGGGCAGCGGGGCAACCGGCGCGGCAGUUGCCAAACUGCGGGCCAAAGGCGAGGUGUUCCGUUCGUGCGAGUCGCUGGCAGCAGCUGUGCCGGGCUCCAUGGACAUGUACAUGUUCUCUCCGGGCGCCACACCACGCGGCGCGGACGGCGACACUAGUUGGCUAGACCCCAACACACCGCGUGGCGCGCUGCUGGCAACUUCGGUGGGUGGCCGUGGCGGAAGCGCGGCAAGAGCGGCGCGGUCGGGCGGAGGCGCGUCGCUCACCAGCAUGCUGCGCGUAGCGCUGUUCGGCUCCGCGACUGUAGGUGCCACGCCGCAGUCCGCGCCCGUGACGCCUGUUGUCGCGGCCAUAUCGCAGGCCUACGGGCAGGAGACGCAGAGCCACGCCACAGGCGGCAGCAAACGUGGGCAGAGAGAGUAGCAAAGCGCGUUCGCUGUGCCGGCGGUCAGGUCUGCAGUCGCUGACGGUACGCAGGAGCCCGCACCCAUCGCUCCUCGCCUGGCAGCGCCUCGGGAUGGGUGACACCCGCUGCAGCUGGUGGAAGGCCAAGCAUAGGGCAACGGGGGUCCCUGACCUGUGGCUUAGGAUACAUGGGAGUGCCACACCGGCAGGCGGUACGCGCAGGCUGCCCACACUAUGUACGGUAGAGGGUGGAUUGUUCAGCGCUGGCUCAGUGCUAAGGUUAGCGGGCUAGCAUUCAUGGGCCAGAGCCCGAGCCUGCCAGCCGCACUGCGUCGCGGAGUACAGCGCACUGUCAUGCAUUCUGUUUCGGAAGGGUUUGAAUAGAAUCUCUCUCAGCUGCAACUGCGCGUUUCACGUGGCUGAUUGUCGGUAGUGUUCGAUCGGCAGUGUUACGUACGCCUCGACUAUCGCAUCCGCAUAUGCUCUUCGACGGACGGGGUGUUGUGAGUGUGCGUGCGUGCGUGCGUGUGCAUGCGUGCGUGCGUGCGUGUGUGUGUGUGUGUGUGUGUGUGUGUGUGUGUGUGUGUGUGUGUGUGUGCGCGCGCGUGUGUGUGUGUUUGUGUGUGUGCAUGAUUUGGAGCGAAGCUGUGUGCGCCUUCGAGCGAGCGACCUACGACAUUUUGUUCCAAUAUCAUUAUUAUCUGUUUGACAGCUGGUCUGAGGGACGCGUGCAUGCUUACAGUGCCCUCCACGGGUGUGACAUGCCCCCACGGUAUUAGGGCCAUUCGUGGCUCUCGCCUACGCCGCGUCCCCACACGCCGCAGCAAUGUGUUGAGUUUGCGCCUAGGACAGACGACCACUCAGGACGGUGUAUUGGGGCUCGCGCUGAGACGCGAUCAACCCAUCUAGCUCCCAACGUCAACGGACCUAGGCCGGACGGCUGGGGAGGACAGCAUCAACCUGUCCUCCAUGCUCUGCACACCCACGCUGCAGCACGCAACACUACAAGCAAAGACAGCCUGGCAACCCUGAGCAGAGAACCUUAAGGCUUGAGAGGCCGCCCUCGUGGUCUUCUUACCACGGUUGCGCACAGCUUAGACGCACCUGCAUGCACGCUUGGAUCACUUGCGUUUUGACACCCUACAUGGUAUGAUGGCGAACAAUGGUAUCGUUUGUGGUCGUGUUUCCAGGUCAUACAGCACCUUCGCCAGUAGGCUGACUGACUCGUAUGUGUGAUGGUACAGAACAUUGCUGUUGGUUGUCCAAAGGAUUAGGCUAGUCCGGUAGGCUCAUAGCCUUCGCCUUUGAUAUGAUGUGGACGCGAUCAACAGGAAGCAAGUCAGCGGUGGAUGCCAAGGGCUUGGAGGCGGUUAGAGCGUACGCGGUUUGGCGUGAAGCCAAGAACUCCUGCAUAACGAAUCCGACCGACCGGUAACGCUCCACCGCCCUA
This is a messenger RNA of Chlamydomonas reinhardtii, 5197 nucleotides long. RefSeq lists its product as uncharacterized. The record is from RefSeq and is a predicted model, not a curated record. NCBI's taxonomy places the organism in Eukaryota, Viridiplantae, Chlorophyta, Chlorophyceae, Chlamydomonadales, Chlamydomonadaceae. Gene Ontology annotation, biological process: transmembrane transport. Gene Ontology annotation, cellular component: membrane. The transcript has 13 exons. Gene Ontology annotation, molecular function: xenobiotic transmembrane transporter activity; antiporter activity. The coding region runs from base 115 to 3765 and encodes 1216 amino acids.